AUGCUGAAAAAUCACCUCUCAGCUGUGACCUGGCUCUGCGUCUUCCUUGUGGCCUUUGUCGGUCACCCAGUGUGGCUGCAGAAGCCCCCUAAGCGCAAGACACCUGCACAGCUGAAAGCAGCCAUCUGCUGCGAGGAGAUGAAGGAGCUCAGAGCCCAGGUGGCCAACCUAAGCAGCCUGCUGGCUGACUUGAGCAAGAAGCAGGAGAGUGACUGGGUCAGUGUGGUCAUGCAGGUGAUGGAGCUGGAGAGCAACGGCAAGCGCAUGGAGUCGCGGCUCACAGAUGCUGAGAGCAAGUACUCCGAGAUGAACAACCAGAUCGACAUCAUGCAGCUGCAGGCGGCGCAGACCAUCACACAGACCUCUGCAGAUGCUAUCUAUGACUGCUCGUCCCUGUACCAGAAGAACUACCGCAUCUCUGGAGUGUACAAGCUUCCUCCCGAUGAAUUCCUGGGCAGCCCUGAGCUAGAGGUGUUCUGUGAUAUGGAGACUGCAGGUGGAGGCUGGACCAUCAUCCAGAGACGCAAGAGUGGCCUUGUCUCCUUCUACCAAAACUGGAAGCAAUACAAGCAGGGCUUUGGCAGCAUCAGGGGGGACUUCUGGCUGGGGAAUGAGCACAUCCACCGGCUCACCAGACAGCCAACACGGCUCCGUGUGGACAUGGAGGACUGGGAGGGCAACAUGCGCUUCGCAGAGUACAGCCAUUUUGCUCUGAGCAAUGAAUUCAAUAGCUACCGCCUCUUCCUGGGGAACUACAGUGGCAAUGUGGGCAAGGAUGCCCUCCUCUACCACAACAACACCGUCUUCAGUACCAAGGACAAGGACAACGACAACUGCUUGGACAACUGUGCCCAGCUCCGCAAAGGAGGAUACUGGUACAACUGCUGCACCGACUCCAAUCUCAACGGGGUAUACUACCGCCUAGGGGAGCACAGGAAGCACCUGGAUGGCAUCACCUGGUAUGGCUGGCAUGGGGCCACCUACUCCCUCAAACGGGUGGAGAUGAAGAUCCGCCCCGAAGCCUUCAAGCCCUGA
Dipodomys ordii (Ord's kangaroo rat) is the source of this 1035-nucleotide messenger RNA. It is a transcript of the gene Angptl7, whose product is annotated as angiopoietin-like 7. The record is from RefSeq and is a predicted model, not a curated record. Bases 1 to 1035 code for a protein of 344 amino acids. The transcript is spliced from 5 exons. NCBI's taxonomy places the organism in Eukaryota, Metazoa, Chordata, Mammalia, Rodentia, Heteromyidae.